CAGUAUACCAAAAGAAGCAUGUAUGAACUCAUGGUAAGAUAAAUCCUGUAAAGGAGAGUGCCUGAACAGCCAAGACGUGUCCACUCAUCAACUGGUUCCAAACUAGAGGCUGGAAACUCUGACAACCUUGGUUUUCGUGGCCAAGAGGUGCGGGCUCACACACCUGAGUAUGUCUAUCUUCUUCGUCUUCGCUCUUUUUCCAGCAAUUAGUGAAUGAAAAUGUUUGGCAUUCUGAUGAUUCCCCUGCAUCGUGGUCAGUGUCCCUCUCUGCACUUGUCUCUUACACAACUAGCCAUACUGGUGUCCUGUCUUUCCACUGCUGGUGUUUUAACUCAAGAUAGCAAGAUUACUUGCAAUGCAACUUCAGUGAAGCCUCUUGAGGAUGCUGUGAUGACCUGUCACUUCCCAGAAGACCUUUCUGUCUCCAAGAAAGACUUUACGGUCUACCAUUACGACAAAAGUGAAAGUCCAGAAGCUGUUAUUGACUGCUGGUGGCUAAAGGGCAAACUGGACUGCUAUGCCCCCUCUUCUAUCGAGUACAACAAGACAGUGGGGACUGACCUGACUCUAGUAUUCAAACACCUGACCACAGCGCUGACCGGCAGGUACACCUGUCAAGUCGCUGGCUACCGAUCAGAUGCUAUGGAACCCUGCGAGAUUCAAUUCCAGUUUGAGAAGGAGAAUCUGUGCAAAGUUGACUACAAGAAUUCCGAAUCAAAAGCCGUGUUGACUUGUUUGUUUAACGAAGACCUCGCCAAUACAAGAAGAAACUUCACAGUUUACAAACACAACGGGCAAGAUAAGGAAAUUGUGGUUGAGUGCUCAUGGAUGGACGGACAAACAAAAUGUAGAGUUCAAAAUGGCUACCAGUACAACAACCAGGUAUCCUCUUAUCUUUUUCUGGAGAUAACAGAGUUGACGAAAUUGAAAGAAGAAAACUACUCCUGUUGGCAUUCAAACUCUGAAUCUCUGCAACAGAAAACGUGCUCAUUAUACUCCACAGAUAAAGAACGGGUCGAACCUACCAUCAAUACUUUAGCAAUUGGCUUGUCCCUGGGAUUGCUGAUGUCUGUUAUCCUUGUAGCUUGUUGGAUAAUACUGAGAAAUAAAAGAAGGAUUCAAAGAAUGAUUUUUAGGCGAAAAUCAAGUCUUCCACGAGGACACGAGGAAGAAGGCACACGGAUACUUGAUCGCAAAGAAACCACAAGGAUAUUUCAAGAGUAUCUGGAGGAACAGGUCAAAAGAAUGUAUCCGGAUAUGCUUGAGUCUCACCAUUUCGUGCCUUCAGUCUACUUCAACAAGAUUCGCUACAAACCACAGUCAGUGGCCGGUGAAGUCGCUUACGUCCCUCACCCUUGUGACCCGAGUGAUGUCCAGCAUGACCGAGCCAUGCAGCACGUCCUGCACUGCUUGCAUUACAUGGCAGAGAAAGAAAAUGAAAGAAUGUUUGUCUUGACACAGUUCCAGUACGACAACUACCUUAACAACCCAGGAAAUAAAUAUGAACAACAUAGUCUGCCUGUGCCCUCUGGUCUUAAAAAUGUGGAAAAACAAGUCGGGUGCUUUGACCUGCUCAUCGUGCAUCGAGUACACGGGGUACUAGCUGGAGUAGUGAAAAGUGUUGGAAACAUGGAAAAUCAAGAGGAUGAAGAAACAACUGAUGAACGAAUUGCUUCACAAGUGACUGAAGCUGUAAAACAACUCAGAAAGGCAGAAAAAAUGUUAAAACAUCUCAUGCAAGAUGUCUGCUCGUUGACCAAAGUUGGCCUGACCUUGAUACUACCCAAUCUGACCCGCUCGUCACUUCAACAUUUCAUAGAAGGGCAUAAGGACCUAGAGGAGAGCCUACGCGGAUGUCUAGGAGAAGAUCCCAUUAAACUUUCUUUGUGUUCCGACGACCUGUCAGACCCCAGAAAGCCUUGGGAAGUCAACAAUGAUGUAAGCAGCAAUAUUUUUGAUAGCUGGAAGUGGACACUUCAUCGUACUCAAGACAAUGACAGAAUGAAUGAUGCUCUGUACCUCAAAGUAAUAUCCAGGUUUUUUGGACCAGCGACUCAGUCAACUUUGCAGGUUCCAGGGGAAUAUGAACAUUUCGUCUUACCCAAGACUCUGUCUCAAGCUAUCUCAUUGACUGGAGAUUUGUACGGCCACCUGGUGUUGCCCGCAGACACAACUGAGCUUUUGCAGCAACAAAAGUUAUUUUUUGCUGGACCACCAAACAGCGGAAAAACUGCUAUGUUGACUCUUGCUGGAUGCCAGUGGCUGUCACAGGGUCAUGAUGUUUACAUUGUUAGCGAUAUCUCAUCGAAAUGUCACCCCGUUCUUGCAAAUCAGAUAAAAUCAUUUAAAGAAUCGCAAGAAAAAGAGAAAGAAACCAUUGAAUCAACAUUUGGCUGCACUCGUGACUUUCAAUGUGAUUUUUCGUCUGACAAGUCUGUGAAUCAAAGCAUCCAGACCAUAGUUAGUGAAACAAAGGGAAAACGUCUAUGCGUUUUACUUGAUGGCGUGCAUCUGGAUAGUAAACGUGUCCAAAAAUUCUGCGAAGCUCUGAAUGAACAAGUUUCAGACCUUUAUUUGUGGGUCACAUGGACUAGUAAAGAAAACCUGAGUGCAGGUUACACAUUGAUUUUGACAACAGUUCGUUCUUGUCCUCCCGCUGUGCUUAGAGAAGUAAAAGAAGCGGAGAUACUCUUAGACAUGUAUGAAAAUCUUCAUCAAUACCCUACCGAUGGUCCAACAGUCAAGCACUUUUCUUUGAAACGGGACAUGAAAUCUGGACAAGUUUUAUCAAAUGAUUGUAUAGAAUGUGGGAAAGAGGUUGGACAGUUUCUAACCAAACUACUUAUCACCGGAACCGAUGAUUGCAACAUGACAACAAUCAGGAAUGAAUUAACAAGUGAAGAAGUCACGAUGGAAACAUUUCAAAAAGCAACACCAUCCUGGACAGGAGGAUCCCCUCUGCAGCUGGACGAUAUUCUGAUUUUAUUUGAAUUUAGUGAUAGUAUGCCUUUCAAAAAGCCAGAUGUCGAAGAUGAUCACAGCUUUUUGAAAGGUCUGAGAGAGGCAGGUGUUGCAGUGCGCGUUGUCAGCACCGAUGGAAACAAAGUCGUUGCUAUGGACGACAGCAACACGGCGUGGGCGAUGCACAUUCGUCACAUGGAGACACUGAGAGUCAGAAGAAAAAUUAUUGUGUACCUGGAAACAGGUACUGAUGUAAAAGAUGUCGAGACUAAGCAACGAGCUCUUAAAAGCUGCACAUCUCAGUUGGUCUUGGUUCAUUCCAAACAAGUAUAGCGCGAAGAUUUUUGUUUUCUCGUUUGUUUUGAAUUUAUUAGUUAGGUAUAAUGAAGGCCACUAUAAUGUUGCGUUAAUGUUUAAAGAGUUAAAACUUUGUUUUACUAGUUUUCAGAUUCACUUAUAGAUGAAAAACUCUGCAUUUAUUUUGUAAGGUUGAAUUAAACAGAGCUGGAGACGUUUUGCUUAUAGAGCCUGAUGUCUAGAACCUGUCUGUCGGUCAACAAAGAAGAGAGCAUACACAGCAAUUUGUGGAUUUGCUACUAUAAAUAUUAAUUACUCUCAACUUGAUAAUGGUAUUUUACUUGAAGAUUAGUAAAGGCAAGUGAACAGACUAAAGAGUGAUGUCCUUCCCCUGCCUGGAUUGUGGGAGUACUUUCCUGUUCUUUUUCAUUUUUUCAUGCAAUGUCCCUAGAUUUUGGCCGUGUUUUGAUUUCUGCUGAAUAUUGCUGAUCUGUGCUUUUAGUUGUAUUCUCCUGACACCUUUCUGAACUGUUAUCCUGAGUCUGUAACCCGUUUUUGUCGGCAUUAUCGUUUAACAGUCUCAAACGCCGUAUCAGUGACAUCUUAACUUCAUUUGCAGGAUUAACAAACAAUAAACUAACAUGGUACACAACUAGAGUGGUACAAAUUUACUACCUUCAGUUCAGUUUUGUUUGCUAUACAGUCUAUUUUUCUCGCAAUAUUUUAUCCGCCUAUUUAGAUUGAGGAUGAAAGGGAGCUAGGUGAACUGUUGAGGAUAUCGCCUUUCGGACUGUAUGUAUGACAACUGCUCAUACCUUUCAUUAACCUUUUCUAUUAACUAGCGCAGGCCUACGGUAUAUUUGUAACAGACUGUGGUUUAUUUAUUUCAUUUUUAACAAAGCCGUU
Molecule: messenger RNA, 4164 nt
Organism: Pomacea canaliculata
Lineage: Eukaryota; Metazoa; Mollusca; Gastropoda; Architaenioglossa; Ampullariidae
Exons: 13
Coding region: 214-3294 (1026 amino acids)
Source: RefSeq, a predicted model, not a curated record